CUGCGUACUGCAUCUGUUACGGCCAUAUAUGGCCUGGAGCGGGUAAAGUACAGCAUCCACCAAGAGCUUGGCCAUUUCUGCUGGCUAUACACCGCGCUGGACAAGGAAAGUGUAAUGAUCGUGAACAAUGGGCCGUUGGAGCUGGAACCGUUCGUGGAGCGCCUUCAUGAACUGCAUGAGCUGUGCCGAAAAUUGGCUUAUUUCAGCGAAAUGCACGAUAUUCGUGCAGCUCUAUUGGCUUGGAGGCUGCCGACCGAUGCGGCAGAACUACGGGUUUUCACGAAGAACUUCGUGGAGGAGAUCCAGGACAAAAUCACAAAGGAACUUCGUCGACGUGAAGAUCACGUCGACCAAUUGAAGGUUUUUGCGGCCUGUUUGGAGAUUGAAGAAUUUGUGGCAGCCGCCAACAGAAGUUAG
Molecule: messenger RNA, 417 nt
Organism: Auanema sp. JU1783
Lineage: Eukaryota; Metazoa; Nematoda; Chromadorea; Rhabditida; Rhabditidae
Source: the annotation of a GenBank genome assembly